This is a messenger RNA of Melozone crissalis (California towhee), 1704 nucleotides long. It is a transcript of the gene SELE, whose product is annotated as selectin E. Gene Ontology annotation, molecular function: sialic acid binding; oligosaccharide binding. Gene Ontology annotation, biological process: response to cytokine; heterophilic cell-cell adhesion; leukocyte tethering or rolling. The record is from RefSeq and is a predicted model, not a curated record. The transcript is spliced from 9 exons. Gene Ontology annotation, cellular component: membrane; external side of plasma membrane. Lineage: Eukaryota; Metazoa; Chordata; Aves; Passeriformes; Passerellidae.
AUGAUUUGCUUGCAGUUCCUAUCUCUUCUUACCUAUGGACUCACAGUGCUUCAGGGGGUGAAUGGGUGGACAUACCAUUAUUCAGACACGAACAUGACCUACAGGGAAGCAGAGCUGUGGUGCAGAAAGAAGUAUACCAACCUGGUUGCCAUCCAGAACAAGGAGGAAAUCAAUCAUCUCAAUACCUUCUUACCCUUCAAUCCGGGUUACUACUGGAUUGGAAUCAGAAAAAUUAAUGGUGUGUGGACCUGGACUGGAACCAACAAAGAACUGACAGAAGAAGCAAGAAACUGGGCUUCAGGGGAGCCAAAUGGCAAAGGGAACAAUGAGGACUGCGUGGAGAUCUACAUCAAAAGAGGGAAGGAUGAUGGCAAAUGGAAUGAUGAGCAGUGUGAGAAGAAGAAGGUUGCCUUGUGCUACACAGCUUCUUGCAACCCUUCUCUCUGCAGUGGCCAUGGAGAAUGCAUAGAGACCAUCAACAACCACACCUGCCAUUGCAACCCUGGCUUCUAUGGGCCUGAAUGCGAGUUUGUUGAGAGUUGUGACCCACUAGAGAAACCUGACCAUGGGAGCCUUGAGUGCCGCCAUCCAUUGGGGGAUUUCAGUUACAACUCGUCCUGCACAGUUCAGUGUGAGGAGGGCUAUAAGCUGACUGCACUGGAGUCUGUGCACUGUACCUCUGCUGGGCUCUGGUCUGCCCCCCUUGCAGCAUGCAAAGCUGUGACCUGUCCUGCCCUGGAAGUGCCUGCCCACGGGGCUGUGAGCUGCUCCCACCCCUCAGGGCAGCUCACCUGGGGAACCACCUGUGAGUUCAGCUGUGAGGAAGGAUUUACCCUGACAGGAGCAGCUACCCUGCAGUGUGGCUCUGCAGGGGCCUGGGACAGGCAGCAGCCACAGUGUGCAGCUGUGACCUGUCCUGCCCUGGAAGUGCCUGCCCACGGGGCUGUGAGCUGCUCCCACCCCUCAGGGCAGCUCACCUGGGGAACCACCUGUGAGUUCAGCUGUGAGGAAGGAUUUACCCUGACAGGAGCAGCUACCCUGCAGUGUGGCUCUGCAGGGGCCUGGGACAGGCAGCAGCCACAGUGUGCAGGUAAUUUCCUAAUUCCCUUCUCCCUGCUCAAAUGCAAAGGUGAGGCUUGCUGGGUUGGAAAUCAUUGAUUAAAGUUGGAAGAAUCUGGAGAGACUUUCUCAGUCAGAUGUAAUCCAAGAGUGGCAUUGAUCCCCAGCACUUUUCACAAGCAGAUCCCAAGAUGGGAUCAUUUAUCCUCGUGAGGAAACAGCAGUGCAGGGUGACAAACAGGAGGAAUAACCAAAUGUUUUUGUGUUUCAGUCAUACAGUGUGAAGCACUGAGCUCUCCUGAGAAAGGCUCCAUGGAUUGCUCCCACGGGGCCGGGAUGUUCACCUACAACACCUCCUGCCACUUCAGCUGCCUGGAAGGAUGGAGUCUCAAUGGCUCUCGUGUUCUGGAGUGCAGCCCCUCAGGAAACUGGAGUGCCAGCCUGCCCACAUGUGAAGCCUCUGACCAAGCCAGCUACAUCUCUGUGGGCAUAGCAGCCACCUCUGCCUCUCUGCUGUCCACAGCAUCAUUCCUCCUUUGGCUCGCAAGGCGCUUCCGGAGAAAAGCAAAGAAGUUUAUUCCUUUCAGGGACUGGCAGGAAACAGCCAGUGAAGGUAGCUUCCAAAGUGCUGGGGAGAAUGUCUAA